Mycena citricolor is the source of this 2232-nucleotide messenger RNA. The record is from the annotation of a GenBank genome assembly. Lineage: Eukaryota; Fungi; Basidiomycota; Agaricomycetes; Agaricales; Mycenaceae.
CCCUUUUGUGUCAUAGACCAGCUUUCCCUCCGCAUCUCGCUUGUUCACCUCCACCAGGAAGUUCGCCUCCUCCUUCCCUUUCUUCAUUCCCGAUGUCCCCUUGGGCAUGGCCCGUGCCGACAACGAUCCCUCUGGCCGCUUCUUGUGUGUCGUGGCGUUGUCGUAUACAAAAAUGUGAUCGAAUUCCGGCCACAACUCCUGGACAAGAUCACAAGCCGUGUUUGCCUGCUCCAACACCUCCUCCGAAAUCAUCCGGGUUCCGUAGCCAGCCAAAGUCUGGCGAGAAGAAGUCGGCGACCAUGAAGGAAUAUCCUUCCCCUUUACGAAGAUACUUUCAUCGUGGUACCAGAUGAUGACGCGACGACCUGACACAGUGGAGUUGGGAAUAGGGUUUCCGUUGUUGUCGAAGGCCAGGACACGCUUUUGCAGGUCAAAGAUUCGCGAUAAUUCUGUGCCGUUGACUUGGAAACCGUUUUAUCGAUGCCGUGUGUGACCUGGACCCCCGGCGAACAGCAAAAACAGGCGGAUGUCUUCUGCCAGAUCCUCAUCCGACAGCAUACACUUGAUCCAUUCACCAUAUGGAUUCACAUUCAAAACUUGUCGAUCGAGGAUGAACUGCCGACUGAGAGCUGCCAGAACGCGAGCACAAUGCACUCCACGGCCUAGUGCAGCUGCAGCGAACCGAGCGGAGGCUCCCCAGUGACUUAAUCUGUUUCGCGUGAACGCACUGAUCUUUUGAUCCUUAUAUCCCAUUCCCCGCCGACCAAAGAGAUCUGUUCCCCGCAAAUCCCCGCGCAGAUACUCCUUGACACAAUCCAGUGCCGUCUGCGCCUCCCCAAGAUUUGGCGCCUCCCGUAGUUUCCCAGGCCGAGUUGCUUGUGAAUGCAUGUGCUCAAGGAAGGGACACGAUGCAGCUGGUCCGGGAUACUGAUCGUCGUGUUGCAGAGACAUCGCCAAGAGCUCAUCUUCGAUUUCUGGGACACUCGCUGCAUCUCGAGGAUCUUGAGCAACAAUAUGUCCUUGUCCCGUACCUUUUCUGGAGUUGGCCUAGGACUCCGUGGUCUCGGUUUCGGCGGCUUGGGAAGCUUCCAGACAAACGCAUGCCUGCCCAGCAUGCUUGAUGGACGUUCAGUAACUGCUGCUCCCGCGAGUUUGAAUGACUGCAUGCAUGUGAGAAAUGGGUCAUCAGAUGCGUCUUGUGGCACAGGAGACGUGUUUGGUAGACUCGGAGUGGGAGAUGCGUCGCACGGCGGGGAUGACGCGUCCGUUUUGUUUGGUAGACUCGGAGUGGGAGAUGCGUCGCGCGGCGGGGAUGACGCGUCCGUUUCUGAUGGGCCAGAGUGUACAUCCGUUGUUUCGGACAUGGAAAAGGGAUCGCUUGACGCGUCUUUGAUCUCCGGGUCCUCGAUAUCGGAUUCCCUCUACAGCUAAUGUUGGGAUCGCCACCGAUCGAUCAGAGCAAGCGACGCACCUGCUCUUUCUCCUUCCUCUUCUUCCUUGGUGAUGUUCCCUUCCUGGGCUUUCUAGGACUGAGCUCUUCCCAGAUUCGUUUUCCGCGGUUCCUCAGCAUGGUCUCGGCGCGAAGACGCCUCAGGUUUGAAUGUGUUCCCAUCCAGAGGUAAUGGUGGGUGAUUUUGAAUCAAGAUCAGAGAAUUCAGGACGCAAAUCUUUUCGUAUUCACACGCCGUCAGAGAUUCAAAGAUUAGAUAGGAUAUUAAGGCUUUUUAUCUACGCAGAAGGUUUAAAUACGCUCUAAAAGUCUUUUGCCAUGCAUCUCAUUUUGGACUGAUAAGAGUCAUCCGAAAGCGGUUAAAGUCACACUGCCCCACGUGACGUUCGUCGAGGAUGGAUUGGGCAUACCUUAAGUACUCGAUAUCUGUUGCAGAUCACUUCCCAGAUCAGAAAUCAAUCAACGGUCCAAGCAUCAAAAACUCGCACAGCACUCGAGCUCAGCCGAGCGCCCAGAGCAGAACAGAGCAGCGCUACUUUCGACCCCGAAUCACACGGCACCCUCCCAUUUCGAGCUAGCCCUUUCGCGUCGGCGCUGUCUAGUGUGGGUACGCACCCGCAAAUGCAUCCCUCAUAAGUAUACAAUCCAAUUGCAGGUGCUUUACCAGACCGAUCUUAUCAGUCGGAGAAACAAACACAGCACGCGUCCGAUUUUGAGGCUCCGCGUGAAUCGCCUCGGAUGGCACACCGUCUGCCGGCUCAUGCCAUGACGCACGGGGCCGC